UUUUUUCUUUGAUUUUCACGGCUCCCAAACAGAAGUUUUUGAGAUUCUGAAAUGCUCAAGACAAAACCUUCAUCAAAUCUUAUUUCCCGCCAUCUUGCUUUUGCAGAAGCAAAUAGCCUCCGCCAAACUCUAACAGAGAAACUCUUAUAUCUAUUGAAGCAAUGCCUAUCUAAGAAGCCAAUACAACAAAUCCACGCCCAAAUGCUCAUAAAUUCAAUACCGAAACCCAACUUCCUUCUCUCCAAAAUCAUUGAAUUCAAAGACUUUAACUAUGCGUCUGUUCUUUUUGCCCAAAUACCCAAUCCCAAUGAUUAUGCCUUCAAUAUCAUGAUCCGAGGCUUAACUACCAUAUGGAGAAACCACGCUCUUACUAUUCAAUUAUAUUAUCAGAUGAAGCUUUUAGGCCUAAAACCGAACAAUUUCACUUACCCUUUUGUGUUCAUAUCAUUUGCGAAUCUUUUAGCACUGAAGCAUGGGCAGAUAGCCCAUUCUAUGGUGUGUAAGAUUGGUUUGGAUAAUGAUGGUCACGUGAAUCAUUCUUUGAUAACAAUGUAUGCAAAGUGUAGUGAACUGGCGUAUGCAUGGAAGGUGUUUGAUGAAAUUGGUGACAAAGAUUUGGUGUCUUGGAAUUCGAUGAUUUCAGGGUACUCAAAGAUGGGUUUUGCACGAGAGGCAGUGAGGUUGUUUAUGGAAAUGAGAGAGCAAGGAAUUGAGCCUGAUGAGAUGACUUUGGUGAGUGUUCUGGGGGCAUGUGGGGACUUAGGGGAUUUGGGUUUGGGGAAGUGGGUGGAGGAGCUUGUUGCUUCGAAGAAGAUACAGUUAAACUCAUAUUUAGGGUCUGCUUUGAUUGACAUGUAUGGGAAGUGCGGGGAUUUGAUCUCAGCAAGGAGGGUCUUUGAUGCCAUGGAAAAGAAAGAUGUUGUCACUUGGAAUGCCAUGAUCACAGGAUAUUCCCAGAAUGGAGCAUCAGAUGAAGCAAUUACACUUUUCAAUCGCAUGAGAGAGGUGGGUACAAAUCCAGAUAAAAUCACAAUGAUUGUUGUGCUCUCUGCAUGUGCUUUGAUUGGAGCCCUUGAUUUGGGAAAAUGGAUCGAGACAUAUGCAUCACAGAGAGGCUUACAAUAUGAUGUCUAUGUUGCCAGUGCAUUAAUUGAUUUGUAUGCAAAGUGUGGAAGCUUGGACAAUGCACUGAGAAUUUUUGAAAGUAUGCCUCACAGAAAUGAGGUCUCUUGGAAUGCCAUGAUUUCUGCUCUUGCUUUUCAUGGGAGAGCUCAGGAAGCAUUAUCUUUAUUCAGACGUAUGCUAAAGGUUGGCACUGUCAGGCCAAAUGACAUCACAUUUAUAGGAGUUCUUUCUGCUUGUGUCCAUGCUGGAUUGGUUGAUGAGGGCCAUCGAUUGUUUGAUUCAAUGAGCUCAUCAUUUGGAUUGGUCCCAAAAAUUGAGCAUUAUUCUUGUAUGGUUGAUCUUUUGGCACGUGCAGGGCAUCUGUAUGAAGCUUGGAACUUCAUUGAGAGGAUGCCUAGAAAACCAGACGAAAUUGUACUUGGGGCAUUGCUUGGCGCCUGUCAGAAGCGUAGAAACGUAGAUGUUGGUGAACGGGUUAUUAAACUGCUUUUAGAUAUCGAGCCAUCAAAUUCUGGAAACUAUAUUAUCUCAUCUAAGAUAUAUGCAAAUUUGAGAAGGUGGGAUGACUCAGCUAAAAUGAGGGUGUUGAUGAGACGACAGGGAGUCAUUAAGACCCCUGGUUGUAGCUGGAUUGAAAUUGGAGCACAAGUUCAUGAAUUUCAUGCAGGUGAUGAUUUACAUCAUCAUUCAAUAGAACUAUAUGAAUUGCUGAAUGAGGAAAUGAAGAGGGAAGGCUACAGUCCAAAGGUUGACUACACAUAGAGAUUGAAAAAUCGGAAACUUGCUUACAUCCUCUACCACUUAAAGAAUGUGCUUGGGUUUAUUAUCCUCAGGUAGGUCAAUUUGACCUUUUCUUUUAAAAAUUAUUUUCUGUUUUGAUUAAAAGUUAAAACGGGGAGCUUAACUGUGCCAACCAUAUGAUUGGUGAAUUAGCCACUUCUCUCACUGUUACAUAUUUGGUGGAGAUUACGCAGAAAUACAGUAUACAAGAGGAAUACACUUUGGGUUUUCUCGAGAGCACUGUUCGGGCUAAUGAUAAUCCAGAACCAAACAGUUUCAUUGUAUAUGAAGAGGACCUUAAAAGCUAGUGUUUGAUUCCACGGCCUGAUUUCUAUGUACAAGUUCUGCAAGAUUAUGACUUGCUGUGAGCCAAUUUAGUCCUUACAGAUGGAGAAUAGAGUGAGGAUCAGUUUACCGUGCUUCAAUUAGGAUAUUGAGGGGUUUGUAGUGUGUACACGUGUUCUUGGAGGCCCACAGAGGACCACAGGCACUUUUCUGCUCAGAGCAAUUGUGUUGUUUUCACCCUGCCUCCAUCUUUGGUGUAAAUUUGGUAGGAUAGAAUUUUCAGUUUUAACCCAUCCCCAGGGGUGGUCUAUUCGACAAUGUGAUCACCUGCACCUAAUAAAAUGUCUGGCAAGGGGAUUUUACUGAGAAA
Hevea brasiliensis (rubber tree) is the source of this 2560-nucleotide messenger RNA. Its product is annotated as pentatricopeptide repeat-containing protein At2g34400. Bases 52 to 1887 code for a protein of 611 amino acids. Gene Ontology annotation, cellular component: intracellular membrane-bounded organelle. The transcript is spliced from 2 exons. Gene Ontology annotation, molecular function: protein binding; RNA binding. The record is from RefSeq and is a predicted model, not a curated record. NCBI's taxonomy places the organism in Eukaryota, Viridiplantae, Streptophyta, Magnoliopsida, Malpighiales, Euphorbiaceae. Gene Ontology annotation, biological process: RNA modification.